AUGGAUCCUUCACUGUAUGAGGCGGCCAGAUCGGGUGAUGUUGGUCUAUUGAAAAUAGUUAAGAAGAAGGCUACUGGAUUUUUUCUUCAGAAAACGCCUAAAGGCAACAAUGUCCUCCACAUUGCUGCUGAAUUCAAGCAAAUAGCUUUCUUCAUAAGUACCCCACUUGAUGAUCAACAAUGUCGUCCACUGUUUUGGGCCGCUAACAACAAGGGCAACACUCCCCUGCAUGUUGCGGCCAGAGUUGGCUCCGAUGAGAUCGUAGAGUUCCUUAUUGAACAUGCAAAGAAGCCGCCGCCCACUGGAGGAGCCGAUUUGGAAAGCGGCGGCGAAGCUCAUAAAGAGUUACUCGAAAGGACUAAUAUGGAAAAGGAGACAGCAUUGCAUGUUGCUCUCCGGUAUGGCAACCAAAGAGUGGCCCACUUACUAAUCGCAGCCAAUCCUGAAUUGACUUGUUUAACUAACAUGGUGAACGAGUCGCCGUUGUUCUUGGCUACGUCUGAGGACUAUAUGCAGACUGCCAAUAUGAUUUUAAAGCACUGUCCCGAGUCUUCUUUCCAAGGUGUCAAUGGUGUCACAGCUUUGCAUGCCGUGGUAACUCACAAAAGUGAAUUAGCCAUAAAAACUUUGAAGCUUAUGAUCCGCAAAAAUGGUGAUGCAAUUAAAGAAGCUGAUGCAAUUGGAUGGACUCCCUUACACUACGCAGCAUUAAAAGGGAACCUUGAAGCAACCAAACUACUGUUGGAGAAAGACGAUGUCUCUGCUUCUUACAUGUUGGACAAAUCUGGAAUGUCAGCUCUUCACGUGGCGGCCUUUGCAGGUCACAAAGAAGUAAUGGAAGAGCUUAUUAGGCGUCACCCUGAUAUUUGCGAUUUGGUCAACCACAAAGGUCAAACGGCUCUGCAUAUUGCAGUUUUAGCUGGACAAGAAACUGUUGUCAAAUAUAUAUUGAAGGAGCCUAAUCUUGUGGGAAUAAUACAUGAAAAAGACCAAGAUGGUAACACCGCUUUGCAUCUAGCUGCUAUUAACCAAGAUUAUAAAAUCAUGAAACUUUUGGCAGCAGACGGGAGACUGGAUAACACUGCUUUCAAUCGUCAACUCUUAAAGGCAGCCGACAUUUUUCAUAGCGGCAAACUUGAAGAACAGGGCAUAUGUCAUGUUACUACUAAGCUUUCAAAGCUCCUGGGAAAGUCCAUUGGCGUGCAAUCUUUUCAACAGGGUGUCAAUUUCCAUUUUUGGAGAUCGGAAACUUGGGAAAGAGAGGCCUCAAACGACACGCCGCAGUCGCAGAUGCUGACCCUGGCUGUUAACGUUACAGCCAAGAAAGAAAAGCCACAAGUUAACGCGGAGGAGCAGCCCCUGCAGAGACGCGACACCAGGCUGCUGAUAGCGACACUAAUCCUAGGCAUCUCAUUUGCGGCUGCUAUCACGGUUCCAGGAGGCACAAGACCAGACGGAAGGCCAGUUUUACAAGGAAAACCAGCUUAUUCAGUUUAUUUAAUCUGCAACUGGUUCUCCUUCAUGGUGUCAGCUCUCACGAUUUACAAUGAUAUAUUGGAGAGAAAAGUCGUUCGAAUCAAAGUAGCAGCACAACUGAUUCAGUGGUCCGUUUCCUCAUUGAUUAUCGCAUUCGUUGCGGCCGCGAUGGCAACGGCGGCCAAAGACAACAACUGGAUGAACUUUCGGUUUGGCCUCGUCUUGGCGACUGGUUCUACUACAUGUUUUUUCUGCUUUUUUUUCUCUAGGUGUUAUCCAAGAACCGGUAAAGAAACUAAUAUCUGCCUCCGGGAUCGCGUAAUAUAA
Prunus armeniaca (apricot) is the source of this 1803-nucleotide messenger RNA. NCBI's taxonomy places the organism in Eukaryota, Viridiplantae, Streptophyta, Magnoliopsida, Rosales, Rosaceae. The record is from the annotation of a GenBank genome assembly.